This is a messenger RNA of Myotis brandtii (Brandt's bat), 3329 nucleotides long. RefSeq names its product SP110 nuclear body protein (gene SP110). Gene Ontology annotation, cellular component: nucleus. The transcript is spliced from 20 exons. Gene Ontology annotation, biological process: regulation of transcription by RNA polymerase II. NCBI's taxonomy places the organism in Eukaryota, Metazoa, Chordata, Mammalia, Chiroptera, Vespertilionidae. Gene Ontology annotation, molecular function: DNA-binding transcription factor activity, RNA polymerase II-specific; DNA binding; protein binding. The coding region runs from base 48 to 2204 and encodes 718 amino acids. The record is from RefSeq and is a predicted model, not a curated record.
GACCCCUACACCUCCUCCCCUCUUCUCCCCCUCCCAGACUGGACUGGAUGGGGAACACCCCACCACCAGCAGCAGCAACCCCAGUCUUCCAGGAGCGACCGCUGGCUGGCCCCUGCACCACAGAAGGGAAGGAGCAGGUGGAAAACUCAGCAUCCAGGAUGUUCAACAUCACCCGAGACUUAAAAGAAACUCUUCGCCAGCACUUCAUCUUCCAGAAGCUGGAGAUCUCCUAUGCCAUAUGCAAGCCAUUUCCCUUCUUGGAAGGCCUCCGAGACAAAUCCUUCAUCUCUGAGAAAAUGUACAUGGAGUCUAUGGAAGCCUGUAGAAAUAUGGUCCCUGUAUCCAAAGUGGUAUACAACAUUCUCACCAAAAUGGAGGAGCCAUUUAAUCUGUCAUUUCUGGAAAUGUUGUUCAGUCAGAUCAAUCUACGUGAAUACCCCAACCUGGUGGCAAUUCAGAGGAGCUUCAGAAAUGUUGUCGCUUCCUGUGGAGGAUGGAGAGGAGCCACAGUGACCGUCUUUGAAGUCCCAACCAACUCAAGAGGUAGAAGCCCCCGUCAGAACUUGCUGCCACUGCCUGCACCCCAGCGCCCCCCACUGAGAUGCCCGACCCCUGUGCCCAGAGUCAAUCAGCCCAGUGCAAUCCCACAGCACAGCAAUAAGGUCCUGGACAAGCCACCCAGCUCUGCUGGCCCUGCCAAGGCUCUCCCAAGAGUCAUCCAGGAAGGAAGGACUACUCCAGCCAACUUGACAUCCCACAUAAAUGAUGAAGAAGACUCACAACAGGUGCCCAGCACUCCCCCUGCUACUGUGCAAGUGUCCAGUGACCACCCGACCCCUCAAGCAAAAGAUAAAGAAGAUGCUCAAGAGAUGCCCCAGGCACCCUCAGCCCCCGAGCCAGUGAUAAGAAAUGAUCCACCUGAAUCAAAUGAGCCAGCAGAGCCCCAGGAGGCAGCCAGCACACCUCUCGUCAAGAAAGGAAAGAAAAGAAAAAGAAGUAUGUGGUCAGUUCCUAAAAAGAGACAACAGAAAAAAAGACUUUCAAAAGGAACAGCCUCACCUGGUCAAAGAAUCCAAGAGAAGCUCCAAAUGGUGGAUCAGGUGACUCAAAGGAAGGAUGACUCAACCAGGAACUCAAAGGUGGUGAAAAGGACCCAAAAGACAAGGACUAAAUGUGCCCAGACGUCUGGACCUGAGGGAACCACCUCACCUGUGCCUCAAAUGGUGGAUCAGGCGACUCAAAAGAAGAAUAACUCAACCGGAAACUCACGGGUGAUGACAAGGGCCCAAAAGGCAAGGACUGAAAGUGCCCAAACAUCUGGACCUGAGGAAAAGAAAAGAAAAAAGGAUGUCUGUUCAAGUUCAACAAUAAGUUGUCAGAAAAAUAUUCCCCCAAAGGGAAAACCCAAAGAUGAUAUUGUGGAUUUUCAGUCUCCUACACUUCCUGUGACCUGUGGUGGAGAGACGAGGAUUUUACAUAAGGAGAAAAUGGAAAAAGGAUCCUCAGAGAAGUGCAUUCAGAAUGAGGAGGGAGCUUGGUUCACACCAAGAGAAUUUGAAAUUAAAGGAAGAGGAACAAAAUCAAAGGACUGGAAGCGGAAUGUGCGUUGCAAAGGACAGACCCUACAACAGCUGAUGGAGAAAAGACUUUCGUUCUGUCCUUCAAGAAUAAGUCUCAAGAGAGAGUGGGAAAACUCGAAUGAAUGUGAGGUGUGCUGCAGAGAGGGACAGCUGCUCUGCUGUGACGCCUGUCCACGAGCCUUUCAUGAGGACUGUCACAUCCCACCCAUGGAAGCUAAAAGGAGCCCAUGGAGUUGCACCUUCUGCAGGAUGAAGGAGUCUUCAGGAAGUCAGCAGUGUCUCAGGGAAUCUGAGGUCCUGACAAGGCAGAUGGGGCCUGAGGAGCAGCUGAAAUGUGAGUUCCUCCUCUUGAAGACCUACUGUCACCCACAAAGUGCCUUUUUUGCAAAGAUCCCAAGUAAUAUCCGAGAUUAUGCCGAGCCCUUUAAGGAAGCCAUGUGGUUGGACUUGGUGAAGGAAAGGCUGACUGAGAAAGUGUAUACAGUGGAAUGGUUUGUACGGGACAUACGCCUGAUCUUUCACAACCAUAAAACUUUUUACAAGGCUUCUGCUUUGGGUCAGAUAGGACUGGAUUUAGAGGCAAAAUUUGAAAAGGAUCUCAAAGAAGUGCUUAUUUUUUCAUGAAGCCAGUGAGAACAGUCUCCAGGCUCCUCCUUGACCCCAUUCUGGAAGGACUGAGGCACCUCCACUUCAGGAUUCAGAUGAUGUGACCUUGGUCAUCCUUAAAUUGCCAGUGAGUCUGGGAGGUGAUUAGUUGUCCCCUUGACUCAAAUCCAGGCCCUUCAUAGCAUCAUCACACCUUCUACUUCCUUUUAGUAUUUUUUUUUUUUUGCAACUAAAAAAUUAUACCUCACACUUAAAAAAUUGAAUACUUUUUUAAUACCAUUAAAUAGCCAUCAUAGUUCACAUUCUCCCCAUUUCUUAUAAAUCUUUUUACAAUUGAUUUGUUUCAAUCAAGAUUCAAACAAGUUCCACACACUGCACUUGGCUACUCUGUCUCUUAAGUCCCUUUCUAUUCUGUAAGUUUGCCAACUUUAUUCCUUGCCAUCUAUUCAUUGAAGAGCCUGGGGCUCUUAACCUAUAAAUUUUUUCAUAUUCUGGGCUUUUGUACACUCAUACCACUAUGAAAAAUUUAUUAAGUUGAAUUCUAAGUUUGUAUGGAAUCUAUUUUUGUUUGUUACAUAUUUAAUAUACCAUUGCAGAUAGUAUUUUUUUAGGAUUUCACAUUUGUAUUUAUAAAUGAGAUUGGCCUAUAAAUUUUUGUAUUUUGCCAUAGUUAGGCAUAGGGUUAUCCUUACUUGGUAAAAUAACUCAUAAGACUUUCUACCAUUUUAUAUGUUCUGGAAUAACAUAUAGUGUUUUAAAGUCAUAAAAUUAUAUAGUCUAGAGUCCUUUAGAGGAACUAUGACUAUUUUCUCUGUUUUUUUUCAUGGUGAUUAGACUAUUCAGAUAUUCUAUUGCUUUUUUAAAUCAAUUCAACUUUUAUAUUUUUCUAAGAAGUAAUCCAUUGCAUUUGGUGUUUUUUUUAUAGUCGGCCUUAUUUAAGUCUCAACUUAUUCUUUCCAUUUUGAAUACUUUCUCUCUCUUUUUUUGGCCUAUAUUUCUUUAUUUUUAUCUUCUAUUCUGGAAGCAUUGUUACAGUUUUAAGUUCUUCUAAUACUUACCUGAAAGUUUUCCAAGUGCAUUGUAAUGUUUGUUUUAAAUGCCAGAGCCAAAAAUAAAAUACCUUUAAUGUGCCACAUGUUUAAA